Cololabis saira (Pacific saury) is the source of this 1949-nucleotide messenger RNA. RefSeq names its product inward rectifier potassium channel 16-like. Gene Ontology annotation, molecular function: inward rectifier potassium channel activity. Bases 117 to 1256 code for a protein of 379 amino acids. Lineage: Eukaryota; Metazoa; Chordata; Actinopteri; Beloniformes; Belonidae. The transcript has 2 exons. The record is from RefSeq and is a predicted model, not a curated record. Gene Ontology annotation, biological process: regulation of monoatomic ion transmembrane transport; potassium ion import across plasma membrane. Gene Ontology annotation, cellular component: plasma membrane.
UCUUCAGGUAACUUUAACUUGGACAACACAUUCUUUCACAGCUCUGCAGAAUUGAUGGACGUUUGAAUCAAUGCAAUUUCAAUUCCGCAAGAGACUGGAGGAUAGUCUUCAUCAAAAUGAGCACAGAAAGGGACGAGCAGAUCAUUGACACCUGCUACACCACAGUCCAUACGCUGAGCAAGCCAGAUGGAAAAGAAGGGAAACGGCUCCUCUACAUGCAGAAAGAUGGCAGGUUCCAGGUGGUGUUCAAAAAGGCCCCAGGAGACUGGAGCACAUAUUUAAUGGACAUCUUCACCACUCUUGUAGAGACCCGCUGGAGGGUCGUGUUGCUCAACUUUUCCCUGUCUUACAUACUCUCCUGGCUCUUUUUUGGUCUUGUUUAUUGGCUCAUAGCUCAUGUCAAUGGAGAUAUUAGCAACAUACAUAAUGAACCCUGUGUGGAAAACGUGCGAGGAUUUACUGGAGCUUUUUUGUAUUCAAUGGAGACCCAGGCCACUAUUGGUUAUGGCAACAGAGGAAUGACUGAGAACUGUAUUGUUGCUAUCAUUGUGGUAACAGUUCAAAGUGUAUUUAGCUCCCUUCUUGACACCAUUGUCAUUGGCAUUAUUGUGGCUAAGAUGGCAUCUGCUCGCAAGAGAGCUCAAACAGUGGGUUUCAGCAAAUGUGCCGUGGUCAACCUACGAAAUGGAUGUUUAUGUCUGGCAUGGCGUCUUGGGGACUUCAGGGGGAAUCACAUUCUAGAGGGGGUCGCCAGGGCUCAGUUAGUCCGGUAUGUAAAGGGGCCAAUGGACUCCAUUGUGAUAUCAUAUGAGGAUCUGGAGAUUCAGGACCAGGAUGUUGUCCUUGCCACUCCAGCCAUGAUUAUUCACAAAUUGGAGGCGGGGAGUCCCCUUUAUAACUUGGGCCCCCAUGACCUGCUGGAGGAGGACUUUGAGCUGGUGGUCUCUUUCACCUACACUGGAGACUCCACGGGGAUGCUGCACCAGACACGCACCUCCUACACAGCAGCAGACAUCCGCUGGGGUCAACGCUUCCAGGACAUGCUAAAAGUGGGAAAGAAGCACUACAAAGUGGACUAUUCUCUAUUUAAUGAGAUCAUAUGGGUGCCGGUGCCCAUGCUCAGCGCAGAGACAUAUGAUAGAACGAGACGUCAUGCUGGAGGAAGAGCACAAUUAGCACCAGUCAAGGAAAAUGGGCACACUUGCCAGGUGAAUCUUGAAAUUACUGAGGAGGUGAUGAUACAAACCAGUUUGUAGUAGUGCACAGAUCUGGCAGAUGCCCAUUUAUGGGGUCCAGGGUAUUUCCAUAGGGGCUCAACUAUUGACAAAUUUUUCCAUUACCAGGAUCCACCCCACAGCAAAACAUUUUGGGAAAUUGUACCUGGCAGAGACAAACCCCCUGCAUUAAGCAGGUACCUAAGUUGCAGCCCAUCCAAAAUCUGCUGCUGCAUGCUGCAUGCUGCAUGGUGUUAACUCAUUGCUGACUGGCAAUGAAUCUAUGGUCCCUUUGAGUUUCAGUCUUCUUAUUUAUCACGGCCAUAAAUGGCGGUAUAUGCAUCAACCAUCACAACUUCUGUUGAUUUUAUCAUGCUUUACUUUUGUUCCUUCAUUUGUUUUAAUGCUCCGUCGGAACUGUCACAAAACCACUGCAUCACAACCGAGACUGUUAAAUAAUUAUCUCGCUAUAAAAAGGCUCCUACAAUGCAACUGCAACAACUGAAAGGAUCAAGGUGGAUGUCAGUCUUGGUAUAGUUCCCACCUUUUUAGUUUUACCCAAGAACCUUACUAGACCCUCCUCAUACGAUGCAUAAUGGCUGUCCAAAUUGGGCUACUUUGUAGUAAUGGUAUGACAAGUUGAGGUCAUACAAAUAUGUUUAUAUGUGACUGUAAAUAUGUGUAUAAUUAAUAUUUGUAUAUAUGUGUGUAAGUUCAAUAAAGCUUGAAAAAUUC